AUGUUGCUGAGUCGUGAUACCCCCUCCUGGGCCCAACGCUCUGCCCGCCGGCGGCUCAAUCUGCCAUCACGCCUUGAUCCCCUGAAUGAUCACACUCCAACCAAGUACAAUAUUACUGCAGCUGUCUACAGUAACCAGGGCGACGCUAUAUUGGCCUCCUUCAAUGAUGAGGACAUUUAUCUCUUCGAUUCCCGAGACCCUAGCCUCCCCCCGGUCCACGCCUACCGCUGUCACCGGAAUAUGGAUACAGUCAAGGGUGUCAACUUCUUCGGCCCCAACUCGGAAUACGUUGUCAGUGGCAGUGAUGACGGUUUUGUCUACAUCUGGGACAGACACUCGGAGGGCAUUGUACAGUGGCUGUGCGCUGACUUAAACGGAUCCGUAAAUGUACUGGAGCCCCAUCCCUUCCUGCCCGUCCUGGCCACUUCGGGUAUUGACUACGACUUCAAGACUUGUACCGCAAUCGUCGUUUUAUUUGCAAUAUGCUAUGGAACUCUGGAAACUUGGGUUAUUCUGCUGGUUUUUGACGAACCACCUUCCCAGCUGCCCGUCUAG
Messenger RNA from Dibothriocephalus latus, 555 nucleotides. The record is from the annotation of a GenBank genome assembly. NCBI's taxonomy places the organism in Eukaryota, Metazoa, Platyhelminthes, Cestoda, Diphyllobothriidea, Diphyllobothriidae.